AUGAGCAACCUCCGGAACAUCCUCAACGAGGAUUCAUCCACCCCUCCAUCCAAUGGCAGCCGCAACAGUUCCACGAGUUCUUCUCCCAUUGAUGGCCACUCCAGGGCUGGCGCGCAGAGCCCAGACUCUCGCGGUCUGGAGAGAAUGUCUCUCGACUUUGUUGCGCCAGGCAGCCGCUCAGCCCCAAACAGAGCCAGCCAGAGCUCGUACCACUCUGCCGGCUAUGCCCACUAUGGCUAUAGUGCAGAGUACAACCAGCAGCCGCUUCCUGUUCGUGGCCACCACGUCCAGACCCAGUACUCUGGCGCAUACGCUGCCGCUUCUUCCCAGCACUCUCCAUGGACCUCGGUCAACUCAGCAGCAAACUACAGGCGGCCGAGCACCGCAGGAAGCACAAAUUACUCCGAGAGCGAGUUCAUCGAUACCUCGGACCCUGACUCACCCUCAACCUACCACCAGGGCUCUCCAGGUGGCUCAUCUAGGAACAGCCGUGCCGAUACUCCUCGUCGCGAGCCCCGCCACACCUAUGGCGAGGAAGAGCGUGCAUUCAUCAUGGUCUGUGCCAUCUUGCGCGGUAUGACCUGGAAGGAGAUCGAGAAAGAGUUUCGCGACCGAUUCCCUGCCGGCCAAAAGCGACGUCACCAAGAAGCGGGCCUCUGGCCAACGUACCCCGACCAGGAGCGAACAGCUGGCGGACUCACCUGCGCCUACUAUCGCAUCCGAGAGCAAUGGGGAAUUCCCAAGGUCCGCGGUGUUUCUGACGAGCAGAAGCCGGAGGUCAAGGCUGUCGUCAAGAAGACCAUUCUCAACAUGCAUGACUUCCCGGACCUUCAGACCUAUGUCCAACAGUGCCGCUAG
Molecule: messenger RNA, 858 nt
Organism: Lasiodiplodia theobromae
Lineage: Eukaryota; Fungi; Ascomycota; Dothideomycetes; Botryosphaeriales; Botryosphaeriaceae
Exons: 1
Coding region: 1-858 (285 amino acids)
Source: RefSeq, a predicted model, not a curated record